AUGGAUUCCCCAACAAACGCAAGGAAUUUAACAUCGAGGAACGAGAAGCUAAGCAGCCAUGAUGAACAUGUACCCAAAAAGAUCAAUGAGGACAAGGGGAACGAAAAGACUACUCUAGAAACUGCUCCAUCAAAUGCGAAUUGGAAAUUAUCGCGGGAGGAUGGAGACUGGCGACCCAGAGACUACUUUUACAGGAACGGCGCUGCUCAUGAGCGUGAAGAUCUGUUGCAUCUAAACUAUUCUGAUAACAGUGAGCUCGUUUCUGAUCACGAUGAGAUCUCGGGGAAAAUGAUGAUAAGGAAGGUCAGGAAGAAAAGCAGAAAGACUAUGGAUCAUAGUCACAUUAAUAAGGUUCCAGUAACAUCCAAUAUUAGAUCAUACAUAUGCAGUAUUUGCAAUAAAUCAUUCCCAACUCACCAAGCUUUGGGGGGUCAUAAGUCCAUCCAUAACAAAUUAAUGAAGUACAGGCAGACUAUGGAUGAAUCUCAUUUAGCAGCAAAUGACUCAGCUACUGACGAUAUUUAUGGACACCAAGUGGAUGAUCAAACUCAUGUACUUGCAGCAGGCACGUACCGAUGCAAGAUUUGCAACAAGACAUUCCCAACAGGUCAGGCAUUUGGGGGUCACAAAAGAUGUCAUGUGGAAUUGCAAUCGAGUCAAUUACCUGAAGAAGCUAAAGCUCAAUCUAGUCAAGUAACAUCAGCCGGAGAAGCCAGUCAGAUCACAGGUCGAAGAAUUUUUGAUUUUGAUCUCAAUGACCUUCCAGCUAUGGAGGUACUUGAAGAAGGUAUCGACGUUGAGUCUGUCUUGUAUGUACGGAUUUAA
Messenger RNA from Juglans microcarpa x Juglans regia, 825 nucleotides. Its product is annotated as zinc finger protein AZF1-like. NCBI's taxonomy places the organism in Eukaryota, Viridiplantae, Streptophyta, Magnoliopsida, Fagales, Juglandaceae. Bases 1 to 825 code for a protein of 274 amino acids. Gene Ontology annotation, molecular function: DNA-binding transcription factor activity. The transcript has a single exon. The record is from RefSeq and is a predicted model, not a curated record.